AGUCGGUUUACCACCCGUAUUCUUGUCUCGGAGUUUGAGCGUAAGAUUGACACAAAAAAAACCUACUUGGUGACAAAAUUGAUUCUAGGAAAAUAGUUCGGGGGUAUGUUUUGAGGUUUGCUCACUAAUAAACGAAACCGAACAGGUCGAAGACUUGAAGUUGGGAAGAGUUGUGUUGUGGAGGAAGGAAGAAAAGGAAGGAGAAGGCCAAAUCCAAAAAGAAAUGCUAGCACCCAAACAAGUAGCAAAAUCUUCAAGGGUUUUCCUCUCUUCCCUUUUUCUCUUCAACUUAAAGAACAACUACCCUCUUAUCUCCACCACAUCCCCAUCCCUGUACUGUUGCUUUUACUAUGAUUACUCAACAGCUGUAGCUGCUGCUGCAGCAGCAGCAAGAGGAGGAGGCACUCGUGAUAGAGUCACAAGUGCAAAGGACAUAGCCACAUCCUUCAAAGAAUGGUUCAAGAAAGGAAACAACGAGUUGUUGAAUCGAAUUUUUAUCACAAUUCAGAAACAUGGUGAAGACAAAGAAGCUCUUGGGCUUGCUCUUUCGCAAUUGCGUCUUCCUUUGAAUGAGUCAUUUGUGUUGGAUGUGCUUGCUUAUGGUAAAAAUAGAAACGAGAUUUAUUCUUGUGUUAAAUUCUUUGAUUGGGCUGGUCAUAAAGGCGGUUUCUUUCAUACUCGUGUUACUUUUCAUGCUUUUUUUAAGAUCUUGACAGAAUCGAAAGGGAUGAGUGUGAUGCUUGAUUUCUUAGAGGUUUGUAAGGGGACAGGAGAUGUUUAUGUUCAUCAUAAUAUGAGAUUCCAGACCGUUUUGGUUAUGGGUUAUGCUGUUGCGGGCAAGCCUGAUGUUGCACUCCAAAUGCUUGGUAGAAUGCGCUUUCAAGGUCUUGAUUUGGAUACUUUCUCUUAUCAUGUGCUUCUCAAUUCUUUGAUUGAAGGGUUUUUUUUUGAAGGUUUUGAGGCUAUCUUUAAGCAGAUUUCGUUGAGGGGUUUUGAGGGUGUGGUGACCCGGGUUUUGAAGAUGAAGUAUUUAUGUAAGCAGAAAUUGUUGGAUGAGGCGGAGGCGUAUUUUCGUGGGCUGGUCAAUGAGGGUAAGGUUGACAAGUGUAGAAGAGGUGAAAUAUUUGGAUAUGCACAUGCUUUGAGUGUUCUUGUUGAUGGGUUUUGUCAAAAUGGUUUGUUUGUCAAGGCCGGGGAGUUGAUUGAGGAAAUUAGCAAGUUGGAGUUGGUGCCAAUGGAGUCUGCUUAUGGGAUUUGGUUGAAGAACCUUGUCCAUGCUGGAGAGAUCGAUGCAGCUUUCAAGUUCAUGAAGAGCAAGAAGUCCUUAGAAGGGUAUGUUCCAGACAUUUUUUGGUGUAAUUCAUUGCUUUUCAGGCUUUUGAAGGAUAACCGUCUUGAGGAUGCUUGUGAUUUGCUGAUUGAGAUGAAGGAGAAUCAGAUAUCUGCUAACACCGUCACCAUGAACGCUGCAUUGUGUUUCUUUUGCAAAGUUGGAAUGGUAGAGGUUGCACAUAAGUUGUACAAGUCGAAGUUGGAGUUUGGAUUCUCGCCUAAUACCAUGGCGUAUAAUUAUCUUAUCAAUUCUCUAUGUGGAGAAGGGUCCUCUGGUGAAGCUUAUUCUCUACUGAAGAAUUCUAUUAAACAAGGUUAUUUCCCUGGUACAAGAGCAUUUUCUAUACUUGCUGAUGCUUUGUGUAGACAAGGGAAGCUUGACAUGGUGAUGGAAUUGGUUCUUCUUGCUCUAUCAAAGAAUUUUAGGCUCAGUGAUUCCACAUACGAAAGAGUCAUAUCAGCAUUGUGCAGGGCUGGGAGGUUUGAAGAUGGUUAUGUGAUGCAUGGGGAAUUUAACAGAAGGAAUAGAGUUGCUACAGUAGCUACUUACAGGCAGUUGAUUCAUGGUUUUAGCAAGUCCAAUAGGGGACAUGUUGCUUCUAGGCUUCUUAUUGAAAUGCAGGAUAAGGGUCACCAGCCAACUCGGAAAAUGUUCAGAGCUGUCUUUCGCUGUCUAUGUGAUAUGGAAAAUCCAGAAAUGCAUUUCUUUAAAUUGCUGGAGAUGCAAUUGUACCGUCACAAAUUCAACACUAAGGUUUAUAACUUCUUCAUUGAUGAAGCUGGGCGUAGCAAGAAACCUGAACUAGCCAGAGAAGUAUUUGAGACGAUGCAGAGAAAUGGAAUCGAGCCCAACAUUGGCUCACAUGUUUUUAUCUUGAAGGCUUUUCUGAGGAAUGGAAGAAUUUCUGAUGCUCUAAAUUUCCUUAAAGCAACGCAUGAUAGCAAGAUGGAUGAAAAGCUGUACCGUGCCAUGGUUGUUGGGCUCUGUGAAGUCAAAAGAACCGAGCUUGCUCUGGAUUUUCUGAAGGCAAUGCGGAGUAAGGAAUUGGUUCCAAGCAUGGAAUGCUACGAGGCUGUUGUAAGGUUGCUUUGUUCUACCAAAAACUAUGAUAUGGUGGUAAAAAUUAUUAAUGACUUGAAGAAAUGCCAGCGUAAGCUUACAUCCCUUAUUGGUAAUGUACUUCUGUUGCAUUCCCUGAAGAGUAAUGAGCUAUAUGAGUCUUGGGUUCGAUCAAGAGAUGUGCAGAAUGAUACAUCUUCUGAUCUUUCAAACCUUGGACUCCUAAUUAGUGCAUUUUCUGGUCAUCUUGAAGUGAGCCUCGAAUACUUGGAAGGACUGAUUGAACAGUGCUUCCCCCCAGACAUCUACACUUGCAACAUGUUGUUGAGGAUGCUAUGCAUGAGGGAUUUGGACCGUGCUCAGAAGUACUUCAAUAGACUACGUGACAAAGGAUUUGAACCUAAUCGAUGGACUUUUGACAUCAUGGCACAUGGCCAUUUUAAGCAUGGAAGACAAGUUCAGGGUAGGCUGUGGGUGGAUGAGAUGUCGAGGAAGGGGUUUGAUCCAACUUAAAGUACCCUACAACUCUUUCCCCGGGAAAUGUGUAUCCUAAGCUUUCAAAGGCAGCAUUUGAUUGAGCAAAUGUCUCUCCUAGUCAAAAAGCUUUUUUUUUUUUUUUUCUCAGAUACCUGAACUGGUAUGGUCCUCAGUUAACGCAGCAGAGUUGAGUCCUUUACAAAGCAACAAACAGUGACAAUUUGGCAGAGGUCCAAAAUGGACUUCUUCUGUUCUUCUUCUGCAACAAGAUGCCUUGCUGAUAAUAUAAUACCAAGGAAUGGCUGCGAAGACUGCAUGAUUGAAUGAUUAAACAGGUGACGUUUAAUUUUAUAAGUGAAAUGGAAGGUUAAUUGGGUGCCAUUUAAUCAACAGCACAAGCAUAGAUAGGAAUAUUGAAAAUCAAAAUAUAUUUAUAUGAUAAUAUAUCAAUAAAAUAUGGGGUUAAUUGAAUUAAUUCUUUUGAUUUCUUCAUCAUGUAUUUUUUUAAAUGGGCUAAAAAAAUAAGACGAAAAUGCUUCACUUUGUAUUGAAGCUAGAAUUUAGUGACUGUGUUAAAACUUUGGCUUGUAAACACAAAAGUACUGAAUGCAUUGAGAUUAGGUUCAUAAUUAUUAGAAGAGGUUUUUUCCCGGAGGAAUAGCAAAUUCCUUUUCUUUUUCUUUUUUCUUUUUUAUCUUUCAAAGGAGUAUCCAUGAAUUGUUGUAAUGUAAUGGAUCUUACCCUUAUCAGAUUUCCCUGUUCUGGCAUUAAUUUCAGUCUAAAAUCUUCUCUCA
Molecule: messenger RNA, 3663 nt
Organism: Populus nigra (black poplar)
Lineage: Eukaryota; Viridiplantae; Streptophyta; Magnoliopsida; Malpighiales; Salicaceae
Product: pentatricopeptide repeat-containing protein At1g71210, mitochondrial
Exons: 2
Coding region: 224-2905 (893 amino acids)
Molecular function (GO): protein binding
Source: RefSeq, a predicted model, not a curated record